AAAGGAGCUUCACUUCAGAGAGGCUGGCAGGUUAUAUCCUCUACAGGGGAUUCCUAUUGAACAAUCAAAUUUUCAGCUUUCAAAAUUAGGACUGAACUUAAAAAUUUCCACAAAAGAAGUUGCCAGAAGGAACCAUGGAGAUCAGAGGGGCGCUCGCUCUGUGGAAAAGGCAAGUCCUGAUUUUCUUUGUUUUGCUGGAAUUGUCUCAGGGAGGUACUGAAUCUACACACUAUUCUAUGGCAGAGGAAACAGAAAUUGGUUCUUUUGUGACUAAUCUGGCAAGGGACCUGGGACUAGGGGUUGAGGAGUUGUCUUCACGGGAGGCCCGGGUAGUGUCUGAUGAUAAUGAAAAGCAUUUGCAUCUUGAUUUGCUGACUGGGGAUUUGCUUUUAAAUGAGAAACUGGACCGAGAAGAGCUGUGCGGCUCCUCCGAGCCCUGUGUGCUGCAUUUGCAGGUGGUAUUGGAAAAUCCUUUACAGUUUUUUUGGGUUGAGCUGCAUGUCGAAGAUAUAAAUGAUCACUCCCCUACAUUCCUGGACAAGGAAAUACUUAUUAAAAUAUCAGAAAGUACUGCUAUUGGAACCACAUUUCUAAUAGAGAGUGCUCAAGACUUGGACAUUGGAAACAACAGUCUCCAAAACUACACAAUUAGCUCCAAUUCUCAUUUCCACAUUAAAAUUCGAGACAGUGGUGACAGAAAGAUAUACCCAGAACUGGUCCUAGAUACAGCGUUAGAUCACGAGGAAGAAUCUGAACUCAGAUUAACACUCACAGCACUAGAUGGUGGGUCCCCACCCAAGUCUGGAACAACUUUGGUCAUCAUCAAGGUCUUGGACGUCAAUGAUAAUGCCCCUGAGUUUCCUCAGAGUCUCUACGAGGUGCAGGUCCAGGAGGACACACUCCCUGGCUCCUGGAUUAUCACUGUCUCUGCGAAGGAUUUGGAUGCAGGAAAUUAUGGGGAAAUAUCUUACACAUUUUUCUAUGCAUCGGAGAAUAUUCGUAAGACAUUUGAAAUCAAUUCAAUGUCUGGGGAAAUUAAUUUGAGAUCAGCCUUGGAUUUUGAAGCAAUACAAUCCUACACUAUAAAUAUUCAGGCAACAGAUGGUGGAGGUCUUGCAGAAAAAUGCAACCUUCUAGUUAAGGUAAUAGAUAUAAACGACAACCCACCGGAAGUGACCAUGUCGUCAAUUACAAAGACAAUUCCAGAGAAUGCCUCAGAGACUCUAGUGGCUCUUUUCAGUGUCCGAGACCAAGAUUCUGGGGACAAUGGGAGAGUGAUUUGCUCUAUUCAAGAUGACCUCCCCUUUUUUCUGAAAUUGACCUUCAAGAACUUUUACACUCUAGUUUCGGAAAAAGCACUGGACAGAGAGAGCAGAGCCGAGUACAACGUCACCAUCACCGCCACCGACCUGGGGACUCCCCCGCUGAAGACCCAGCACCACGUCACCGUGCGGGUCUCCGACGUCAACGACAACGCCCCCGCCUUCACCCGGGCCCUGUGGAGGACCUGGCCGCGAGGGGCCAGAGUCAUCUUUGACGACUAUAAACCGUAUUUGCGGUUGGAUCCGCAGACCGGCAACUUGCUCUUAAAUGAGCUACUCGACCGGGAGGUGCUUUGUGGUCUCACCGAACCAUGUAUACUGCAUUUUCAGGUGUUGUUUGAAAAUCCUUUGCAGUUUUUUCGGGCUGAGCUUUUGGUAAAAGAUAUAAAUGAUCACACUCCCACGUUCCUAGAUAAAUACAUACUUCUAAAAAUCUCAGAAGCUACUGCUCCAGGAACCUCAUUCCAAAUCGAUAGCGCUCAGGAUUUGGAUGUAGGAAAGAAUGGUGUCCAGAAUUAUACAAUAAACCCCAACCCCCAUUUCCACCUUAAGUUACAAGACAGUGAUGAGGGCAGAAAAUAUCCAGAGCUGGUACUGGGCCAAUCUCUAGAUCGAGAAAAGGAGUCCGAGUUUAGUUUAACGCUAACAGCUAUGGAUGGCGGGUCUCCGCCCAAGUCCAGUACUACUCUGAUUCGCCUUGUGGUCGUGGAUAUCAACGACAACGCUCCUGAAUUUGAGAAGCCAGUCUACAAGGUUGACGUUCCAGAGAACAGCCCUGUGGACUCCUUGGUCAUCAAGGUGUCCGCUACAGAUUUAGAUGCAGGAAUAAAUGGAGAAAUAUCUUAUUCAUUUUCCCACGUCUCCAGAGAUGUACGGAAAACAUUUGAAAUCCAUCCAAAUUCUGGUGAAGUCCAUUUGAAAGCACGUCUAGAUUUUGAGACUACUCAGUCUUAUGCCAUAAAUAUUCAGGCCAUUGAUGGUGGGGGCCUUUCUGGAAAAUCAGCCAUUUUAGUUCGGGUUGUAGAUGUGAAUGACAACCCACCAGAAAUAGCUAUGACAUCCCUAACCAGCCCCAUUCCGGAAAACUCUUUCCCUGAGAUGGUGGUGGCUGUUUACAGCUUACGAGAUCCAGACGCGGGAGACAACGGGAGAAUGGUUUGCUCCAUUCAGGACAACCUCCCCUUUCUCUUGAAGCCGACAUUCAAGAAUUUCUACACCCUGGUAACAGAGAGACCGCUGGACAGAGAGAGCAGAGCCGAGUACAACGUCACCAUCACGGUCACCGACCUGGGGACUCCCCCGCUGAAGACCCAGCACCACGUCACCGUGCGGGUCUCCGACGUCAACGACAACGCCCCCGCCUUCACCCGGGCCGUCUACACCCUGCUGGUCCGCGAGAACAACCGCCCCGCCCUGCACAUCGGCAGCGUCAGCGCCACCCUGGCGGCCGUCGGCGGCGCCGGGACGCUGUCGCGGAGCUGCGGGUAUGAGGUGUGCCUGACGGGGGGCUCGGGGGCCGGCGAGUUCCAGUUCCUGAAGCCGAUUGUCCCUAAUUUUCUGCCCCAGGGCAGUGAAAUGGAGAAAGACCCACCUUUCUGA
Messenger RNA from Carlito syrichta (Philippine tarsier), 2921 nucleotides. RefSeq names its product protocadherin beta-14-like. NCBI's taxonomy places the organism in Eukaryota, Metazoa, Chordata, Mammalia, Primates, Tarsiidae. Gene Ontology annotation, molecular function: calcium ion binding. Gene Ontology annotation, biological process: homophilic cell-cell adhesion. The record is from RefSeq and is a predicted model, not a curated record. Gene Ontology annotation, cellular component: plasma membrane.